CUAUAAACAAAGAAACUUAUUUUGCAGCACAGAAUAGAAAAAUGCUGAAUUCCACCGUUUAUUGAUUAUAAGUAGCAAAACUUAGUGCGUACAAAAGGAAAUGAAUCGGAUCAGGCAGUUUUACCGAGCAAGGCACCCGGAGUGACAAACUUAAACGAAUUACCUAAUUUAGUGCCAACGUGUUUUCACUGUACAAAGCAAAAGUGUCUGUGUGAUAAUAUUCAUGCACUUGCAUUCCAAUAGUUUUAUAUGAAGAAACCCUCCGAACGACACAAGUCGAAACAUUAUGCGGGGCAGUAUAGUUGGAAUAGAGGAUGGCCUCAGCAAUCCAAAGCCCGGCAACAUGCACGGGAUGCUGCUAGAACUACUAGACAACCUGUUUGCAUCAUUCAUCGUAGGACCCCUCGUGGUCGGUUAUUGGCGUGGCACGUGGAAUCUAGCUGGCGCAUACAUUUAUCCAUCAGAUCUUCCAACUAGUCUUUUCAUAUCGUUGUCCAUCGGCAUAGUAGGGCACCUCAUAUUCAACAUCUUCCAAGGGACCAUCCGACGGCACCUAAAUGCCGACAAACAUCGGUUACUGUUCUUCAUCGGAUCAAGACUGUACACCGAAAUCUACGGCACGAUAUGCGUCAACACAUGGCGCGGAGGAUGGGAGAUGAUUAAUCUCUACACCACACACGACGUAGCCACUGUCCUAGUGAUUACGCUAGGUUGUGCUCUUUUACUGGCAAUGCUGAAAGGCCUACGUAAUAUCACAGCAUCACCAUUUUACGUUGUCAACGACCACCGGCGAGAAUACUUCGAUGUUCCAACCUAUUUCAAAUUGACGGGUUCCAAAGAGCCAGGACUGUACGUGCUAGAUUGUAUGUUUUCGGUGCUAGUAAUCGGAUCGCUAGUAGUAUUUGUGUGGCGAGGCCUCUGGGUUCUUCUAGAUCUGAAACUGUUCCCCGAAGAUCACGCACUCUCCGCAUGGGCCUCAGUGUUGAUAGGUUACGGUGUAACCGCUGUCAUCUUUUCCCUCCAACCCCUGAUGCGGUGGACGUGCGACCGGCUGUCAGGAAUAUGGCGUGUUAUAGUCGCCGAUCUGUUCCUUUUCUUCAGCUUCCUUGCCACAAUCAACGUUUGGCGAGGAGUCUGGCAUCUGCUGGAUGAUUAUUUCCUACCAGAAAACCCGCUAAUGAGUAACUGGAUCACUCAUGGUGUGUCGCUACUGUUGUUGAUCCUCUUGAACUGCUCGAACUCGGUGCUAGUUCGAGGAGUUUACAUCGACGCCGAGGAGCCAGCUGGCCAAUGCGUCGUAUUCCCAGUAUACUACAUCCGGUUAUUCUUCCAGAAGGAACGAACGAAGAAACAGAGAAAAUUACUGGAAUCUCUGGGAAGAUCCGAAUACAACAACAUCACCAGCGUACUACUGGACAAAAAACCAAACAAGGUUGAGCAAAACCAUCAAAUCAGUCGAAACUUGGAAGCCGUACCAUUAACGAUAAUCGAUAAUCCGAAAAGCAAUGGUGAUCACAACAUACACGACAACAGGCAAUGACAACGUUUCUAAUAACCAUCGGAACCGACGCUAAUUGCACUCCCUUCGGAGUGAGAAUUUAAGACAGUUCAAUCUUCUAUCUGAGCCACUGAGAAAAUAUACUGCAAACUUGUGGAGGUCUGCUUCGAACUUCUAUGAUUGGCUACUUGUGAGAAUAUUUUUUUUUAUUACUCUUAAUUUCUACGAUAGCACUAGGUGUAUAUUAACUAGCGAUAAGUAUUAUUACCGAUAAGAUUUUUGAACACAACUCUGAAAAUGUAUAUAUUGCAGCUCGUUGAAAACAUUCCAUUAAUUUAUGAAUACGUUUUCGUAUGUUUUAGAAUAAACAAUGGUGACCUUAAACAGAAA
Ochlerotatus camptorhynchus is the source of this 1888-nucleotide messenger RNA. RefSeq names its product fuseless (gene fusl). NCBI's taxonomy places the organism in Eukaryota, Metazoa, Arthropoda, Insecta, Diptera, Culicidae. The record is from RefSeq and is a predicted model, not a curated record. The transcript has 4 exons. Gene Ontology annotation, cellular component: presynaptic membrane. Gene Ontology annotation, biological process: neuron-neuron synaptic transmission; neuromuscular synaptic transmission; clustering of voltage-gated calcium channels. The coding region runs from base 287 to 1540 and encodes 417 amino acids.